This is a messenger RNA of Arvicanthis niloticus (Nile rat), 1360 nucleotides long. RefSeq lists its product as uncharacterized. Lineage: Eukaryota; Metazoa; Chordata; Mammalia; Rodentia; Muridae. The record is from RefSeq and is a predicted model, not a curated record.
AGUCUAUGGGCGUGGCAUCCGUUGUUCAAAGAGGAGUAUACAAGUCAGUUAGUUGGCCCUCUGGGCCAGACCCUUGUGAGGCUUCACAAUGGACAAAGUUAAUAAGUUGCAAGAGGGUGCUGAAGAUACAGAGUGGUGGACUUCACAUACUAACCUAACUAAGAAGAGCAAGAUUUUCCUGAAGCCCAUAUCUUGGGGUUCUGACAAGACCUACACUGAAUAUACGCGUAUAGGCGGUGAACAAAUGGUACAUGUCCUAAAGAGGGUAAAAAAAAGCCCUAAACAGAGACUGAAGGUGAAGAUCUGGAAAAAACACUCCAUUCCUGUGUGGAAACCUAAGGAAGAAGGUGGACCAACAGCAUACCCUGGGAAAAACAAGAGGCAGAAAAAGAAGACUAAAACACGACAUGAACGAAACAAAAUGCUGCAAGACAAGCUGAAGAUGCUGUGGAAUCAAUAUACUGAACUCCAGAAUAAGAUGAACUUAUUGUGGAAUCAAUACCAUCAGAUGCAUAAUAAAGUGAAGAUACAAUGUACCCACCAUGAUAGCCAGAUGAAUGACAGUGCAAAUACACCAUGGGAUCAAGAUAAGCAGCUCAAGGAGUUAGUGAUCACACAAUUUGAUCAGGACAAACAAGUGAAGGGGAAGAUGAUCAGACACUACUAUCUAAACAGGCACAUAAAAAAGGAUAAGAUCACAGCACUAAGCCUUGACCAGGAAGGGCAAAAGGAGGUGAUCACAUACUUUGACCAAAAUAAGCAAGAGGAGAGGAUCACACAAUUUUAUCAAGACAAACAAGUGAAAGAAAAAAUGAUCAGACACUACUAUCAAGACAGUCAUGUAAAGGAUAGGAUCACACUAUUCAGUCAUGACCAGCAAGGGCAAAAGGAGGUGAUCACACACUUUGACCAAAAUAAGCAAGAGGAGAGGAUCACACAAUUUUAUCAGGACAAUCAAGUAAAACGGGAGAGGAUCAAACUUUGCUUUUCAAACAGGAUGGUGAACAAAGAGAGAAUCACAUUCUGCUAUCCAAUAAAGCAGGUGAAUGAGAUGCCCAUCUCCUUCUAUCAACACAGGUACCUGCAUGGAAUGAUGAACACUCUGCAACUACAGCAACUAGUUGCAGGAGGAUAUAUGCACCAACUUAACCCAGAAACAAGAAUCCAUAGCUGGCUCAGUCACCUUCACUGCUGGCAUUAAUAGCCUUAAAACCCAGUGCACAGACAGAGACAUCAGACAUAUAUGUCUAGUCACUAAGUUUUUUGAAAUGCCUAAUUACUACACAUUGAAUACUUCAAUGAUAGCCAGUGAAAAUUGUGAAAAUAAAUCCAUUAUAAUGGAAAAUAUUUGCAUCUCUGU